This is a messenger RNA of Hypomesus transpacificus, 642 nucleotides long. RefSeq lists its product as uncharacterized. The record is from RefSeq and is a predicted model, not a curated record. Bases 175 to 585 code for a protein of 136 amino acids. NCBI's taxonomy places the organism in Eukaryota, Metazoa, Chordata, Actinopteri, Osmeriformes, Osmeridae. The transcript is spliced from 5 exons.
UAUUGCAUUUUCAGUCAAGAGAAGCUGGCAGAAUACAAAAGGGCUUUUGAAGCAGUAGAUAGCGAUGGUGAUGGUUACAUUUCCUGUCUUCAAGUGCUGCAAGCACUAAAGCACAUCAUCCCUCCAGAACUUCUAUCUGAUGAAGAGGAGAUAUAUGUCUAUAGGAUCCUGGAGAUGGUGGAUUUCAGGGUGACAGAUGGACUCACAGACCUGAGGCUCUUUGCUGUGGUCGCAAGCCUGGCUCAGAAAAUAGCCACUAUGGAUGAACUUAUGCGUACUCUGAUUAGCAAGAUGGACUUCCGUUCUCUGGAGCUGAAAUUGUACAAGGCAAAGCAGCUGUUCCUGUUUCUACUGGAGGCACAAGCAGAGGGCGCUGUGGCACAGCAGGGCUGCAUCAGUGCAGAGCAACUGCUUGUAGAGCUGAAGGCUGGGGGGAUCCACCAGGAGCAUGAGGAGGCCAUUCGACAGGAGCUACAGCAGCUCCACUCCCUUGACCUGCUGGACUUCCUGGCAUACCUGCCCAUGUUUGUUCUCAUCCACAACUCCGUCAUUGCCAACCCCCUCGAUGACUCAAGCCACCUGUGAGAUCAUUCAAUGACACUUUCUGUGUCCAUUGCAUGUUUCCGGGGCGUUCGAGGUGAA